Molecule: messenger RNA, 705 nt
Organism: Striga asiatica
Lineage: Eukaryota; Viridiplantae; Streptophyta; Magnoliopsida; Lamiales; Orobanchaceae
Source: the annotation of a GenBank genome assembly
AAGAUAGACUCACAGGAAUCUGGAAACAAUUCAAGUACCCAACAUCCAUUGAAUUAUACCAUGCCAGCUCAAAUCCUAAAUGGUGUUCAUCCAAUGACUUUUCCAUUUCAACAAAGUCUUUUGAAUGCUCUAAUGUGCAAUACUCAAACUCGUGAUGCAACCAAAGAACGAAAGAAGAGAGAAAAAGAUACUCAAAAUCAUACCAACUCUCAAUCUUCGAUUGCAAAAAAGGACUGGUCAAAAGAAGAAGAGAUUGUAUUAACAAAAGCAUGGUUAUAUGUUUCUGAGGAUGCUGAAGUUGUGAGCAAGUUUCAUGCACAGUAUAAGCGUUUAGAACGGCAUCCACAAAGUGGUUCGAACUCAGAUGAUCUGAGAAUAAAUGCUAUGCGGUCGUAUGAAGAUUUAGUCGGUGCUCCAUUUAAAUUUAUCCAUUGUUGGAAAAUUUUGAUUAAAAAUCCUAAAUGGUGUUCGAAAGAGCUUACAAAGACGGCGGCUACAGGACGUAAACAAGGAGUUGAGCACAACAAAACAACAAUGGUCAAUCAACUAGAAGGCAACAUUAAUGAUUGUGAUGUUAUUUCUGAUUGUACCAAAGUUGAUGGCGUUGAGCGACCGCAAGAAGAAAAAGCCUGUAAAGAGAGGAAGAGAAAACUGAAUGAGGAAAAAAGUGUGGUUGAUGCAUCGAGCAAGUUGCAGUCACAUUAG